This is a messenger RNA of Chelonia mydas (Green sea turtle), 4777 nucleotides long. It is a transcript of the gene SLCO1B3, whose product is annotated as solute carrier organic anion transporter family member 1B3. Gene Ontology annotation, cellular component: membrane. Lineage: Eukaryota; Metazoa; Chordata; Testudines; Cheloniidae. The coding region runs from base 293 to 2428 and encodes 711 amino acids. The transcript has 16 exons. Gene Ontology annotation, molecular function: protein binding. The record is from RefSeq and is a predicted model, not a curated record. Gene Ontology annotation, biological process: transmembrane transport; sodium-independent organic anion transport.
GUUCAGUGUCCCCUUGUUGCCUGACUACAGACGGCUAUUGCUAAGCUACCAACUGCUAUUGGUAGCUACUUCUACUGGCAGGAGUCUGUUGCCGCCUUCCAGUUGGAGGAUUCUGCAAAUAGCUACUGCUAUAAAGUAAAAUGACCAUGCUGGAAAGUUAAUGAGUCAACUGAUAAGAUCAGAACAGCCUUGUUUAAGGAGAGGAUCCACUUUUUUUCAACAAUUUAAGUGACGAAGUAGCUGCUGCUGUGCUGGAUACAUAAUCUAGAUAACCAAUUCAAGGUAAGAAACCAUGACAAUGGAAACGGAUUCAAAUGCUAAUCACUCAAACCUGGAAGUGGAGCCUCCCCAACCUUUGGAAGAUGGAGCAAUCAAACAAGUACCAGUCAAAAAGAAAACUUCCUGUUGCACUGGCUUGAAGGUGUUUCUCGCUGCUUUGUCAUUCAGCUACUUGUGCAAAACGUUAUCUGGAACAAUUAUGAAAAGUUCCAUCACUCAGAUAGAAAGAAGAUUUGAUAUUCCCUCCUCUGUAGCUGGCUUAAUUGAUGGAAGUUUUGAGAUUGGUAAUUUGCUGGUGCUGGCAUUUGUAAGUUAUUUUGGAGCCAAAUUUCAUAGACCAAAAAUCAUUGCUUUGGGGUGUUGUAUUAUGUCAGCUGGAAGUAUUUUAACAGCAAUGCCUCAUUUCUUCAUGGGAUAUUAUAAGUAUGAAACAGCAUCUCAUGCAGUGUUGUCAGUCAACUCAACUUCAAGUCUCUCUCCCUGCUCUGUGGAUCAAAAUGUAACUGGUGUCAGUGAAACCUUAUCAGAACAUCCAGAUUCAGAUUGUGUAAAGGAAGCAUCAUCAUAUAUGUGGAUGUAUGUCUUAUUGGGCAACUUGUUACGUGGAAUUGGGGAAACGCCAAUAACGCCGCUAGGAAUUUCUUACCUUGAUGAUUUUGCUAAAGAAGAAGAUGCUCCUUUAUACAUAGCAUGUUUGCACACAAUAGCAAUGAUCGGGCCAAUAAUCGGCUACCUGUUGGGAUCGCUGUGUGCCAGCUUGUAUGUGGAUAUUGGAUUUGUGGAUCUAGGUAGCAUAACCAUAACUCCAAAAGACUCCCGGUGGGUAGGUGCAUGGUGGCUUGGUUUUAUUAUAGCUGGAAUAAUUAAUCUCAUUGCUGCCAUACCAUUCUGUUUCCUGCCAAAAAGUCUGAAAAAGCAGGAGGAAGAAAACAAUGACAAAAUUUCAUCUGAUCUCUCCAAAAUUAAAGAAGACCAGAGCAAGCAUCGUGAAUCUGAAAAUCAUCAGCCAGUGAAGUGGUCAGUAACUUCAAAAGGCAAGUAUUUCUUUAUCUCUCUGAAAAGAGUAUUGAGUAAUAGAAUUUAUGUAAUGUUUUUGUGUUGUUCACUAUUACAAUUCAGUAGCUUUGUUGGUUUCUUGACUUACAAACCAAAAUACAUGGAACAGCAGUAUGGUCAGUCAGCAUCUAAGUCUAACUUUAUAACAGGAGUAACUGCUUUACCCGCUGUAAGCAUUGGGAUUUUCUUAGGAGGGCUCAUAAUGAAGAAAUACAAAAUGAGCAUGAUUGGAGCUACAAAAUUUGGAUUUGGGAUGUCACUGACGGCUUUUCUCAUAACCCUCUCACACUUUUUUGUGGGCUGUGAGAACCAUGUAGUGGCGGGAUUGACAGUAUCUUAUGAUGGCAAACCAGUUGCACAUCAUGAAACUGCCUUAUUUUCUGUCUGCAACUCUGACUGCAAAUGUGCCACGAACCAGUGGGAUCCUGUCUGUGGAGACAAUGGAAUCACGUAUAUGUCAGCUUGUCUUGCUGGAUGCAAGGCUUCGACAGGACAUGGGAAGAACACAGUGUAUCAUAACUGCAGCUGCAUGGAAAUUACAGGUUCCCAAUCAGGAAAUACCUCUGUAAUUUUGGGACAAUGUCCAAAAAGUGGUGACUGCUCAAGAAAGUUUAUUUAUUAUACAGUAAUACAAGUUAUAAGUGCCUUUUUCUAUGCUUUAGGAGGCACCCCUUUAUACAUGGUUAUGUUUAGGUGUGUUCACUCAGAGCUGAAAUCUCUUGCAGUCGGUCUGUUCACACUCAUUAUGAGAGCCCUAGCCGGAAUUCCAGCCCCCAUUUAUUUUGGUGCAUUAAUAGACAGGACAUGCUUGAAAUGGGGAAGCGGAAGCUGUGGGCAGCGAGGAGCUUGUAGGAUAUAUGAUUCUGAUGCAUACAGGUAUACCUACCUUGGCCUAGUAGCAGGCUUCAGACUACCAUCCUACUUCUUAGCUUUCCUGUUUUAUACAAUGGUGAAGAAACAGUACCAAGCAAGGGGUCCCAAAUCCACAGAAAAUGGAGGCCAAGAAAGCGUUCCUAUGAACAAAGAAGCUAACUCAAAGAGCAGUGAAUAUUUAUCAGGUUCUUCUGAUGUGGAAAAAGAAUCAUGUAUUUAGAAAAACCACUUACGUCCAUGUUGCAUGAAUCAGGACAGCAUCUUUUAAAAUCAACUUUCAGAAUGUCCUGAAUAAAACAAUAACACUGCUCAGAAUGAAAAACCAGAAUGAACACAUAGUCAAUGACAAGGGCAGUUAGGUGCACAUAUGAUUUAUAUUUAACUACCUUAUAUGAACCUGCUUAUCAAUGACACACACAACAAAUUCCAUUAAUUAACUAAUGAGGGAAAAUCCUGUUUGGCAUUGUUAAUUGCAACUGUUUGUAAUUUUUAAAUGGCUUGAAUGUGGUUUCUGGCACAGUAACUGCAUUCCAAAUACUACACUGGAAGGUCCCAGUCCUGCCCACAGAUCCACCUGUACUGAGUCCCACUGAAGUCAAAAGGACUUGCAUAAUUGCAAGGGUCUGCACAGUACAGUAAGAAGCUAGUGUAGUUUUCUGAACUCUGGCCUGCUAGGGAAUAGCUAGGUGGAAGGCUCAAACCCUCUUUUCCCCCUGCGUCCUCAGGGACACUCAACUUGAAAAAUCAUAUUUCCAACUGAAAAUGUUGUGCUUACGAACGUUGUAAGGAGAGCUGGUUAUCAAAUGGAAUUUCUGUUCCAUCAGAAACUCCAGCAUUUCAAGUUUUGCUUUCAUCCUGAAUUGGAACAAAAAGUUGAAAUUUCAAGAUUUUUACUGUGAAAUGAAAAUUUCAAAAUAUUUUGUUUAGGAAACAUCAAAACAACCUUAUCGAAACAUUUGGUUUUGACAUAAUUACAACUUUUAUGUCAUAUUACAUUAUCAUUUAUAAUAUAUAUGUCAUAAUAUUUUUACUUUUAUAUUAUAUUGCUUUUAUAAAUGAUAAUAUGAUAUAAACUUGAACCAAUAAAGUCAAAAUAAAACAUUUCGACCCUACUGAAACAAAACAUGUUAACUUUAUCAAAAUGAAAUAUUUCCACCUUAUCAAAACAAAUCAUUUCAUUAAUUUCCUGUUGAAAAUGUUGAUGAAAUCAAUAUGUUCCUACAAAAUGUUUCAAUUUCAUUGAAUCAGCAUUUUCCAAACUGUUCUAUUGGAAAAUUUUCAACUGGCUCUAGUUGUAAGAAGCACCUAAGUUUGCUGUAAAUGAAAUAACUGAAAAAAAUCAAUUAUUUUUCUUUACUUUGUAGAUUUUGACAGUACUCUGUGUAUACUCAGUUUCACUGUUCCUCUGCCUAAAAGGAGCUAUCUAGACAUCCACAGGAAAGCAGCAAAACUUGAAUAAUUUAUUUUUAAAGAAUGCAAAAAAACUCUCCACAACAAACCAGGAUCUAUGCUUUCAAGAUUUAAUUUCCAAAACUAGCAGUUAAAAAAAAAAAAAAGGCGGUUUUCAAAAGCACCUCUGAGGAAGUCAGUGGAACUUGUCCUCCUAACUUACGUGGUUUUGGAAAAUCCCACCCCAUUGCAAAAGCAUUCAAAUUCAAAGUUUACCACAAUUUUACUAAUAUUAAAGCCAAAAAAAGACCAGCUUCUGAUACUCUUCAUACUGUUUUGUAUUAGCUUAUUCCAAAUUUAUCACAUUACUUUCAAUGAGACUACCCAUGAAGUAAAUUAUGGGGCACUGAUUUAGGUGUCUAAAUAUGGACUUAGGAGUCUAAUUGUAGGCACCUAAUUUUGAAAUCGUGACUGAUUCAUCCAUCAUAUCUUUAAGUACAUUGAUAAUUAUUUUAUUAUUUUUCUUUUUAAAAGAAAGUUUAAAAUGAAGAUUAUUAAGUGAUUUCAAAGUUAUAGCAUUUUAUAAAAAUUAGACUAAAUUCUUUACUAAGUUGAUCAGUGAAAUGUUUUCAGCUUUGUAGUGACUCUAUGUUUUCAACGCAAAACCCAGACAUUUUAGGCUAUUUUAUUCUGAAGCUGACCUCUGUUACUGUGCCAUAUAACAGCCAGUAGAGGGCACUCAAAGAAUAAUAAUAUUAACUACCUGACUUUUGGAGCCCAAAUCUAUCAUGUUUGUCAUAUGCCAAAUCCUAAUCCUCAUUGUUUUUAGGAAAGUUGAGCUCUAGAUUCCUUUGAGACAGUCUAUAAUAUCUGUUUCAAAACCAUUGCUAAACCUAAACAAUAUCCUGGACUAGAGGCUUCCUUUUGAUCAGCAUAUUUAAAAUACUGUUGAAGUAGCUUUUCAUCAUGGUAUUGGAUUCAAUCCUUAGGUUUCAUAGCUGUUUUAGACAUCAAGUGCCUGAAACUUCCCUACAAUUAGGGUGUUGCUUGAAUACGGAUCACAGCACGGGAGUCCAAGACUUGACACUGAAACAUAAAAUAACCUUUUCCUUUCCAUUUGUCUAAUUUUUGGACACAUGAAUGCAAUAAAACAAAACUGUAAAGAAAUUACUAAUGUUAU